Messenger RNA from Sphaerodactylus townsendi, 1553 nucleotides. RefSeq names its product deleted in malignant brain tumors 1 protein-like. Gene Ontology annotation, cellular component: cell surface. The record is from RefSeq and is a predicted model, not a curated record. The transcript is spliced from 7 exons. NCBI's taxonomy places the organism in Eukaryota, Metazoa, Chordata, Lepidosauria, Squamata, Sphaerodactylidae. The coding region runs from base 111 to 1064 and encodes 317 amino acids.
GAAUAGAAACAGUAGUCACCAAUGCACUACCUUCUGAUCUUCUGGAAAUAGCUCCUAAGACAUACGAACAACCAAUUCCUUCAAGUGUGCUCGUAUGUUCUGGAAGUUACAUGCAUGUACAACUCAGGAAACAAGACCUCCAUGCAUUGGGCUACAAUCCAUGGCGUUUGCAUCUGAAUCACAAUUCCUGUACAUGUCAAACUACUCCAAUCUAUGUCUUCUGCAAGAUACCACUCCAUGGUUGUGGCACAGUAAAACAACAGGAACGUUCUGGUACUAUGGUAUAUUCCAAUGUAAUCAAGAUACCUGCCUCUAGUGAUACCAUUAUGAGGAAAAAACAUGUCAACGAGGAAACGAUAAUUAUAUUUCAUGUUACAUGUGGAAUGAAUGGAGACAAAAUUUCAAGACAAAAUUUAGUUGCCAAAAAUGAUAUUACAAAACAUCACAGCAAAUACAACAUUAAUAUUUCAUUCUAUGACUUCUCUUUCAAAACUCCCAUCUACAAUCAAUACUUUGUUCAUCAACAUCAGGACGUAUUCCUCCAAGUCUCUCUCCACAGUCCUGAUCCAAAGUUGGUAUUGUUUAUGGACACAUGUGUGGCAUCUCCAGACAUUAAUGACUUCACUACCUUGACCUAUGACUUGAUCAGAAGUGGAUGUGUACAAGAUUUUACCUAUCAGGAACUGCCUUCACCAAGCAACAAUGUUGUUCGCUGUAAAUUCAAUGCCCUUAAGCUGCUUAAGAAGCACAAUGCAAUUUACUUGAAAUGCUACCUAGUAGUAUGCAAGGCAUCUGAUUACUCAUCUCGAUGCUAUAAAGGGUGCUUACCUACAAAAAAUAGGGAUGUAACUGCGCUCCAGGAUGGCAUGACUGUUAUGGGAACAGUGUGGCUCAGGAAAGAAGGCAAAAAACAUGAACGGGAGAAGCGUGCAAUUCUCACAGAAGAUGAAGGCAUCUGCCCAUUUACUAUUAUUGCUAUGAUUUUGGUAGUCAUAGUCUUUGUUCUAGCUGGCUUUCUUCUGAUCAGUAAAUUGAUGAAGAAAAAAACCAACCAGAUCUACUGAUAUUAAUAUGUCACCAGCAUAACAAGGCUAUAGAUUUUACUUUAGUAUGUCCUGCAGCUAGCACAUCUGUUUCUGAAAGUGAUUGUUUUCUUCCAAGAAGUUAACAUCAAAAAAGUGAUUGCUUUCUUCCAAGAAGUUAACAUAAAAAAAUAACAUAAAUUACUGCAUGCAUCACAACCCCAUUGUCCAACUGCUAGUAUUUAAAAAGACAGAUUCUAAUCAAAAUUAAAUUAUUAUUUCAACUACUUUGGUUCAUGAUUAUUUUGGAAUGUCUGUAUUUUUUCCUGGCUGUUUAUUGGACAUUGUUAUUUAAUUAUAUUUAAGUGCUAUACAGAAUAUACAGAAUCAUGUAAUAUCCAUUGUAUUUUUAUUUUUUUAUUAUUUGCAAGCUGCAAAUAUUAGGUAUCUGUGGAGACCACAAGUUUUGGCUGUGUUACUUUCCAGUAUUUUGUACACUUGAUUUGCAUGUGAUAUUUGUCAAAGAAGAAA